AUGGGUGAACAAAAUCGGUACAAUGCAGCCAGUGUAAAUGAUGAAGAAGCAUAUUUGGACAGCGGGUUUUCACGAAGUGAUUGGAAUCCGAAAAUUACAGUUGGGCAAAUUUUUUCUAGUAAGAAAGCAUUGUUGACGGAGUUACGGUUGACGGUCCGAGCAUCGAGAAUUGGAGAAUACAGCUUCAUGAUUGUGAGGUGUACAACUGUCCAUGAAUGUGAUUUGAGGUUCGUAAGUGACAAGCAUCGUCAAGCAACCGCAGCACUUGUAGCCACUUCACUUAAAAGGAAGUUGAAGGAUUCUCGGACAAUAUACACACCAAGUGACAUUAUGAGAGAUGUGAAACACAACUUUGGUUGCACCAUCCAUUAUUCGAAAGCUUGGAAAGCAAGGGAGUUCGCUCUAUUGUCCAUUAGAGGAUCAGCGGAGGAGGCAUAUUAUAUCCUUCCAGCUUAUUGCUAUGAAUUGGAGCGUAUGAAUCCCGGCACAAAAACACACAUCCAAACUGAUGAGAACAAUCACUUUGUGUAUUUAUUUAUGGCGGUUGGCGCAUGUAUUAGAGGGUUCCGUUCUUCCAUGCGCCCAGUGAUAGCCGUGGAUGCCACUCAUUUAAAAUCCAAGUACAAGGGUGUUAUGUUCGUAGCAAAUGCAGUCGAUGGUAAUCGAAACAUAUAUCCUCUUGCUUUUGGGAUCGGGGAUUUGGAGACGGAUGCAUCAUGGCAUGGAUUUGGUGAAUGUCCCAAUCUUGUUAUUAUUUCUGAUCGCAAUGUUAGCAUAGAGAAUGUGUGGAACGAAAUUUUUCCAACUGCACAACAUGGCAUAUGCUUUUAUCAUAUGAAGGGGAACAUGAAACGCACUUGCAAGUUGAAAAAGCGUGAUCACAUACUUAUGCACUUUGAGCAGGCUGUGAAAUCUUAUUCCAUUGUUGAAUUUGAUUGUCAUUUUCGCAAGAUCAAGCGAAAGGAACAUGUUGCUCAAUAUCUUGAAGAGGCAGGGUUACAUAAGUGGUCUAGAGCUCACAUGGAUGGACGCCGCUACAAUGUAAUGACAACAAAUAUUGCGGAGUCAAUCAACUCAGUCCUUAGGUUUGCAAGGAUGCUGCCAGUGGUUCAUUUGAUAGGGGAAAUUGUUAAUCUCCUUGUGAAAUGGUUCACCGAACGUCGUGAGUUGGCUUUGAAUUGCACAACAACAUUGUGCCCCAAGUUUGGAGAGAAGAAGUUGAGGAACAGGUUGGAGGAUGCUGCAAGGAUGAAUGUGGUUAAAGUAAAUAAUGCACAGUUUAAUGUUUUGGACGGUGAUAUGGACGGCCUCGUAAAUUUGACGAACAACAGUUGUAGUUGUAGAAAGUUUCAGCUUGAGCAGCUACCUUGCAAGCAUGUAGUUGCAGUUUGCCGCUUCUUGAAAGUAAAUGUAUACGCAAAGGCUUCUCGGUAUUACACUCGGAAAACCUGGAUGGAUGCUUAUUCGGAUAGCAUCUACCCGGUACAACCUCACGGAAUGUGGGAUAUUCCUGAAGAUGUUCGAAGUCGAGUUGUGCUGCCUCCGAUGGCAAGGGUCAUGCCAGGCAGAUGA
Messenger RNA from Prunus persica (peach), 1572 nucleotides. RefSeq lists its product as uncharacterized. Gene Ontology annotation, molecular function: zinc ion binding. Lineage: Eukaryota; Viridiplantae; Streptophyta; Magnoliopsida; Rosales; Rosaceae. The coding region runs from base 1 to 1572 and encodes 523 amino acids. The transcript is spliced from 2 exons. The record is from RefSeq and is a predicted model, not a curated record.